This is a messenger RNA of Brassica rapa (field mustard), 1020 nucleotides long. RefSeq names its product non-functional pseudokinase ZED1. Gene Ontology annotation, molecular function: ATP binding; protein serine/threonine kinase activity. The record is from RefSeq and is a predicted model, not a curated record. Lineage: Eukaryota; Viridiplantae; Streptophyta; Magnoliopsida; Brassicales; Brassicaceae. Gene Ontology annotation, cellular component: plasma membrane. Gene Ontology annotation, biological process: protein phosphorylation; cell surface receptor signaling pathway.
AUGUCAACAUCAUCCGAUCCAAAGAUGAAAUCCCGGAGAAAAGAGGGGAAAGACAAGAAGUUCGAGUUGUUUAUACAAAAUGGAAGCACCUUGUUACAACAACUCAUAACCGACUGUAACGGUAAAUCAAAUCCCAUCCGUGACUUCUCACCGGAUCAAAUCCUCAAGGCUACAAAUAAUUUCGAUCCAUGUCUUCAAGUUUUUGAUUGCUGGCAUUAUACCUGGUACAAGGGUGUGAUUGAAGACAGAAACUGCAUGAUCAAGAGAUUCUCAGAAGGAGAAGUCUUAGGACUCGGAGAGGGAGAUGCUUACAAUGACAUGGUGAUAUCUGCUCGGGUAAGCAAUCACAAAAACUUCCUCAAACUGCUAGGAUGUUGUCUCGAGUUUCCGCUUCCAGUUCUAGUAUUUGACGGUGCAGAAAACGGGGUUCUAGACCAGCAUGGAGAUGCAUGUAACGGGAAUAAUAAAAUGGUGCUAUCUUGGAACCAAAAGUUAAAGAUUGCAAAGGAGGUAGCCAACGCUGUGACUUAUCUUCACACAGCUUUUCCGAGGAUCAUUGUUCACAGAGACAUAAAGCCGAUGCAUAUUUUCUUGGACAAGAAUUGGACUCCCAAGUUGUCUGAUAUGUUGUUUUCGAUUUCACUCCCUGAAGGAAAAACGCAGAUGGUAGAUAAAGUUAUCGUGGGAACAUUCGGAUACAUGGAUCCAUCUUAUCUCAGCACACGUUUAGUGACGGAAUAUACAGAUGUCUUCAGCUUUGGAAUCCUUUUGUUGGUUCUUCUGAUUGGAAAUGGUAGAGCAGCUGUGUCCGCGGGCCCUGAUGGCCAAUCGGUCGAUAUUCUUUGCUAUGUGAAAAACGUUUAUGUGAAUAGUGAGAUGAAAAACAUUUCAGAUCGAAGAUCACGUAAGAGAGAGGUGGUUGAUCUCGCGCUGAGAUGCUGUGAGGGCUUGAGAGAAGAUAGACCAACGAUGAUCCAUGUAGCAAAGGCACUUGACCGGAUCGAGAAAUCAAUUAUGUGA